This is a messenger RNA of Dermochelys coriacea (leatherback sea turtle), 3011 nucleotides long. RefSeq names its product ninjurin 1 (gene NINJ1). Bases 372 to 1007 code for a protein of 211 amino acids. NCBI's taxonomy places the organism in Eukaryota, Metazoa, Chordata, Testudines, Dermochelyidae. Gene Ontology annotation, cellular component: membrane. The transcript is spliced from 4 exons. The record is from RefSeq and is a predicted model, not a curated record. Gene Ontology annotation, biological process: cell adhesion; tissue regeneration.
CAAACCCGCUGCCUCUGGAGUUAACCCGGACGCCUGGGCUCUUCUUCGGGUCUGGCUCCGUGGCCCGCGGAGCCGCCGACGUUUCAGACCAACCUCGGGCCGCUCGCCCAGACGCCUGCCGCUCUGCCCCUGCGGACAGGCCGAGCCCCGGGCCUUGCGCGGCCGCGACGAAGGGGAAUCCCGGGCGGAAAGGGAAGCAGCCGCCGCCGAGCGGGCUCCGAGGCGGGGACUCUCCGGGCCGGCCGCCGCAUGUGGGCGUGCAGCGCGCUGGGAAGGCAGACAGCGGGCGCGGCGGGGCCGGCGGAUAAGCGGCCCCUGCGGGCAAGCGAGCGGCGGCCGGAGCGCCUCCUCCCCGCGGGCGGCCGAGCACCAUGGCCUCGGCCUCCGAGACCCUCGAGCUGAACGGGCAAAGCGGCGGCGGCGAGCGAGCGCCUCCCGACAGGCCUAGAUCACAACGCUGGCUGCAAGGACAUGGACCCAUUAAUAUUAACCACUACGCCAAUAAGAAGAGUGCUGCAGAGAGCAUGUUGGACAUUGCUCUUCUGAUGGCCAAUGCAUCCCAGUUGAAAGCAGUAAUGGAGCAAGGACCUUCCUUCUCAUUCUACAUCCCACUUAUUGUUCUCAUCAGCAUAUCCCUCAUACUUCAAAUUGGCGUGGGUGUGCUCCUGAUAUUCCUUGUAAAAUAUGACCUUAAUAACCCUGCAAAACAUGCCAAGCUGGACGUACUCCAUAACCUUGCAACUGGACUGGUGUUCAUUAUAGUAGUUGUGAAUAUUUUUAUCACCGCCUUUGAGUGCAGAAACCAGCCAGCUGAGGACAGCCUCAAGACCGUAAGUGACAAGAAGAGAUCUGAACCAUUGACCCUUCCUCUAAGUACUUGUGCACGUGAGCCAGUUAAACUUGGACACAGAAAAGGAGAAGCUGAAGUUCUUCAAGCCAGCAUUUUUCUGUUUCCUUCAAAUGACUUGUUUUCUGUGCCUGGGAUUUUCAUCCUAUUAAAUAUGUAAUAUGUUGAGUUUCUAAUGGAAAGGUUGAGUGUUUUAACUGCUAGUUCACUGACUCUACCUUCGAAGAGUCUGACAUCUCAAUUUCUAUAGAACUGGAGGAGUUCUUCAGAGAAAUAUGCAAUGUGAAUGAAUUCAACAGGGAACAUAAAACGAUGGCAUGAGCUCCAAAGGCGUCUUGGACUACACACUUUUUGUGCCUUCUGUUUUCUUGAUGGAUGAGAAGUUACACAACAAAAUUGCUGUCAUUUUCACUAUGGAAGCCAAGGGUCUUAAGUGCUGGCACAGUCAUACUGUCCUAACCUCUCUCAGUUGUAGCUAGGUAUUUGUAUUCCAUAUUGCUGUAGCGGAAUGCCUUUAUGUUGUCUGAAGAUGGCCAUGCCUAAUUUUCCCUCUCUUCCUAGAGAGCGGUUUUUCUCUUCAGCUAAACCAAAAACUCCACCUCUUCCAAGAUGACAGGAAUCCAGUAGGAACAAAAGUUAACAAGCUUUCCUUUGCCCAGUUUUUCUCUCAAGUACUCAUUGGCCCAGUUUCUCUGUCGUUGGAUCACAAGGGCCUGCAUAAACCUUCCCUCCCCUUGGCAUAGGGUCCCACAAGUAGACCCUUUGCAUAGUUUCUCACUCUCAGUCGCUGCUCUUCUCCAAUCCAUACAGGAUGAUUAUUAUCCACAGCUCUAGCACCCCUUGAAAAGGCUUGUAAAAAUGCUACCAUAUUUAGGCACCACUGAGUAACUUAAGGACAGAGGGUGACAUUCAUCCCUGCACAGAGGGCAGGGCAAGGCCUGUAAGGUAUUAAGUCACACCUAACCUAUCAAAUUACGAUACAGAGGGGCAAAUUUCCCUCCGAGAAAAAGCCGUAUCUCUGCACUUAUUUGAUUUUGUGAGUUUGUGACCGAUUAAAUUUAUUACUUAAAAAAAAAGUUAAAAAGAGAUAAGAAAAAGAUCCUCAAGGGCUCAUGUUCCCUGCUGGCACAGGAAGCAAAAGUUUUUCAGAGGGCAUACUGUUGCUGGCAAUGGUGUAUAUUGCGAGUUUUGCCGCUUAAAGUAUUUUAAUCCUUUUACUUCUAAUUGAUCUUACUUGCAAGUAGAAGGAUUUUAGUGUCCUUGCAUUUUAACUUUCUUGUACAUAUAAAUUGAUAAUAUAUUUCUUGUGUUAUCACUUUAUUUUAUACAUUUGUAGCCCAAAGUGUAAGCUUGUAGGAGAGUUAACAGCAGCACUCAUGUACAGUUUUAAAUUGAUAAUCCUCUCUUCUAGUUAUGACUAACUGGACUUAGACUUGUGUACUGUAGGUUACAUAAGAAUUAUCCUUUAACCAGAAACAAAGCAACAAAGUUACUGUUUUUCUAUAUUGCUAGUAGCAAAAUAUAUACAUACAAGCAACAUAGAAGAAUAUUAAGCUUUGACCAGAAACCAAUCAAGAAAAGUUUUUCUGCAAGAUUUCUGGCAAAUACUUCUUCUAAUGACAUGUUGUAUAUAUUUAAAUGUAGCUUGGAGCAGCUGUGAGAUGAGGCACUUAGCACAAGUUUCCCCAACAUUUAAUUUGUCUUCUAUUAAAAUUAAUGAAGGAAUAUCAGAAUGUACCUGUAUUAUAGAAUAUUCUCAAUAUUGUAUUGCAAUGUGUUGACUGGUAAAACAUCAUUGCUUGACUGCUUAAAAUAAAGAUUUUCUUCCAUUUAAAAAAAAAAAAAAAGCAAAAAACAAAACAUCCAACAAUAGUAAAACUGCAGGUGGAACCCUUCUGAACAUGUAGUUACCAUAAAUAAAUAUCAGCAAGUGGCUUUGAUAUACACGCUUUGAGUGUACCGCAUGUGUAAAGGUAGCAAAAUAUAGUACAGCCUCAUGGUGUAACCCUAACUAGAUAGCCGUGGGAAGAUUAGAUUGCAGUGGGAAGACAAAUGAUUCUGACCCUUUAACUCAGGUUGGGAUCCUAAUUAUUUCUGAUUGCAGAAUAGCAUGAAUUUUUCUAAGUGCAACUUUCCUCUUUUUAUUGGUAAAUAAAUAAUUCUU